UCAGAGAUAAGGUGGCGGAUGACUAACGCUGUAUCAAACCAAGUUCUAAGUAACUAAGCGCGAACAUUUCUUUCCACAAACUCUAACCAGAUAUCAGCGACAGCCAUAGAGGAUUUCAGAUAUUUUCAGAUAUUUUUAUUGGAUUUUCAGACAAGAAUUAUGGAGAAAAUUCGGGUCUGCACAUGAAAUAUUACUGUCACGCGAAGACUGAACCCAAAUGACACGCGUGAAGCGCCCGAACCCGGACAGCAUGGCCAAGACGAAACCCAACCUAUCCACGUGGGAGAUUAGCCUGCUCGUCUUUCUCAUCUCCUCCGGUAUCCAGACAGGAGCAAGCCAGUCGCAAAGUGUCUACUUCCUUCCCGAGUUUGCGUUGUCUCCGCAGGGGAGCUUCCUAGAGGACACGACAGGGGAGCAGUUCCUGACCUUCCGCUACGACGAUCAGGCUUCCAGGACCACACGCUCCGAUGAGGAGAGGGACAACGGCUGGGACGCCUGGGGAACCUGGAGUGACUGCUCUCGCACCUGCGGGGGCGGGGCGUCCUACUCCCUGCGCAGGUGUCUGAAUGGAGGCAACUGUGAAGGAAGAAACAUUCGAUACAGAACAUGCAGUAACAGGGAUUGUCCAGCUGAAGCAGGGGACUUCAGGGCCCAGCAGUGCUCUGCUCAUAAUGAUGUCAAGUACCAGGGGAACACGUACGAGUGGAUCCCAGUCACCAACGACCCCACUGCCCCCUGUGCCCUCAAAUGCCAGGCGCGGGGCAAGAGCCUGGUGGUGGAGCUGGCACCCAAAGUGCUGGACGGCACUCGCUGCAAGACGGACUCCUUCGACAUGUGCAUCAGUGGGAUCUGUCAGGAGGUGGGAUGUGAUCGACAGCUCGGGAGCAACGCCAAGGAGGACAACUGCGGCGUCUGCGCGGGGGACGGCUCCGCUUGCCGGCUGGUGAGGGGACAGACCCUGUCACACGUCUCUCCUGAAGAAUCGGUGAAAACUGUGAUUGAAGUUCCCCUGGGAAGCCGCAGCAUGAGAAUCACAGCCAAGGGACCGGAUGUCGUUAUCUUGGAGUCCCACACACUUCAGGGGCGAAGGGAGGAGCACAGUUUCAGCUCAACGGGGCAGUACGUCAUAGAGAACACCACAGUGGACUUCCAGAGGGGGUCGGACAGACAGACACUCCGGGCCCAUGGACCCCUCAUGGCAGACUUCAUUAUAAAGGUGAAGUACAUCUCUCCCAGAGACACUCUGGUCCAGUUCAUGUUCUACCAGCCCAUCCGGUACCAGUGGAGGGAGACAGACUUCUUCCCCUGUACCGUCACUUGUGGAGGAGGUUAUCAGCUCAACUCGGCUGAGUGCGUGGACAUCCGCUACAACCGCGUGCUACCGGACCAUCACUGCCGCAGCUACCCCGAGAACAAGAAGCCCAAACCUAAGCUGAAGGAGUGCAACAUGGACCCAUGUCCAGAGAGUGAUGGCUUCAAAGAAGUUAUGCCAUAUGAUCACUACCAGCCUCUUCCACGCUGGGAGCACAACCCGUGGACGGCGUGCUCGGUGUCGUGCGGCGGGGGCAGCCAGGAGAGGAGCGUGCUGUGUGUGGAGGAGGACGUGCACGGCCUCAUCUCCCAGGUGGAGGAGUGGAAGUGCACGCACUCCACCCGGCCCGAGAUCCGGCAGGCCUGCAACACCUUCGACUGCCCCCAGUGGGUGGCCAUGGAGUGGUCUCAGUGCACAGUUACCUGUGGCCGUGGCUUGCGUUACAGAGUGGUUCUGUGCAUUGAUCACAGAGGGCAGCACACCGGAGGGUGCAACGCAGGGCUGAAGCCUCACAUUAAAGAAGACUGCCUGGUGCCCAUUGCAUGCUUCAAGCCUCGAGAAAAGCUUCCUGUGGAAGCGAAGCUGCCUUGGUUAAAACAAGCCCAGGAGCUGGAGGAGCCCAGAGCCGCUUCGGAGGAGCCGACGUUUAUCCCUGGGCCUUGGUCGCCCUGCAGCACUACCUGUGGGCCGGGCCUUCAGAACCGCAUGGUGAAGUGCAGGGUGCUGCUCACCUUCUCCCAGGUGGAGGUGGACCUCCCGGAUGAGGAGUGUGGGGAGGAGAAGCCUGCAAUGGAGAGAGUCUGCAACCCCGGCCCCUGCGGCGGGACCCCCGCUGUCCAGCGGCCCCUCACCCCUCCCCACCAGGGAGGGCAGCGCUUCGAGUGGGAGUACGGAGGCUUCACCGCCUGCUCUUCGUCCUGUGCAGUCGGGAAACAAGAAGCCGUUGUGAGGUGCCUGGACAGACAGAGGGGCGAGGAGGUGGACGAUGGCUUCUGCGACCAAUCCAGCAGGCCACCUGCGAUGAUACGCAUCUGCAACCCUGAUCCGUGUCCCCCGAGGUGGGAGUUCACCCCGUGGAGCCGGUGCUCUGCGACGUGUGGGGUCGGGAUCCAGACCAGGAGCGUGUACUGCACACGGCUCGUGUCCCAGGACCCCGUGGACACGUUCGCCGUGGACGACAGGGAGUGCCGGGACGUGAAGCCGCCCGUGCUGAGGUCCUGCGACCAGGCGGACUGCCCGCCGAGCUGGCACGCCGAGGAGUGGCAGGAGUGCUCGCACACCUGUGGGGGAGGGACCCAGUCACGCAAGGUCCACUGCAAGCAGCAGCUCUCCAAUGGUGGCUUCAGGAAGCUUCCGGACGAGUCCUGCAGCGGGACCAAGCCUGCGGCCCACAAGCCCUGUGCCCGCACAGACUGCCCCCCUCAGCUGGUGGGAGGAGAGUGGUCCAAGUGCUCUGUGAGCUGUGGGACAGGCAUCCAGAGGAGGGAGCCGGUGUGUCGCAGGCUGACAGCCGGGGGACAGUCCCUCACUCUGGCCAGAGAGGCAUGCAGCAGCCUCCCCCCGCCAGCCCUCGUCAGGACCUGUCCCAUGAUCCCCUGCACCAAGCACAAAAAGGAGAAGAAGCCCAAACAGCCGACGAGGCGCGGGCCCCAGAUCCUGGGCCUCCACCGCAUCUACAUCCAGACCCGACAGGAGAAGCGCAUGCACUUCACCAUUGGAGGGAGAGCCUACCUGCUGCCCAAAACCUCCGUGGUCAUCAAGUGCCCGGUGCGGAGGUUCCCCAAGCUCAACAUCAGGUGGGAGAAGGACGGCCAGGCCCUGCUCAACUCUAAGCGCCUGGGCAUCACCAAGUCCGGCUCCCUGAAGAUCCACAGCCUGGAGGCGGCCGACAUUGGGGUCUACCGCUGCGUGGCCGGCCCUGUCUCGGAGACCUUCAUUCUGAAGCUCAUCGGGAACGACAACAGGCUGAUCGAGCCGCCGGAGGGGCGGGGUCAGAAGGCGGGGCACGGUGGCGCGCUGACCAAGCUGGACCUGAAUGAGGCCAGCCGCCUGGAGGAGAAGUGGAACCGCAUGAGCAAGAUGUGGCAGAGCUGGAGCCAGAAGAAUGAGUUUUACCUGGACGACGGCCAGGCCCAGGACGGGGCCUUUCUGCAGGUUCUCGGCAGCUACUUGACAAGCUCCGCUCAGGCUGGCCCCGCCCCGCCGCUUCCUGACAAACACCUUGAGGCCGCGAUCCUACAAGGUGCCUACAGCUUGGAGCCCGGGCAGUUUGAGGAGCUGGUGAGGAACAUAAGCCAGCUUGCCGAGAAUGGGGGCGUGGCCGACGACGUGGCCUCACGGCUCAUACACAAGCUGAUGGCCGAGAUGUUCGGAUCCCAGGCCACCACGGAGAAGUGGAAUAGGCCCACAGAGGAGAGCACCCCAAAAGGCAAGCUCAUCGACAGGACGCCCAACUCCUCAGAGCACAUGGGAGAAAAAGACACAGGAGGGCGCAGUAAGCCUGUUAUCAUUCGACACAAGCAAAAUCCCUUAAUGACCUUUCAGAAAAGCAUCAACAUGAGCAUCGGGAGAGGUGCCUUUCUGACAAACGCCACGCGGAGCGUCUUUCUGCUGUGUGCUGCCCAGGGCAUGCCAAAACCAGAGCUGUCUUGGACCAAGGAUGGAAAGCCACUACAAUUUACAGAAAGGGUAUCGUGGGAUAGCGCUGGAGGACUGCACAUCUCUGACCCCGGCCUGGGAGACGUGGGCGUGUACAGCUGCAGGGCCACAAAUGAGCUGGGGUCCGACACUGAGAGCUCGCAGCUGCUGUGGGCCGAACCACCCAAAAUCCUGGUCUCGGGGAGGGAUGUGUCGGAUCUGGAGAGCGGGACACUGAAGGCCGUGGUCGGGGGUCGGGUCAGCGCCCGCCUGGGGGCCAACGUCACACUGGAGUGUCCCGUGGCAGGUGUCCCCCAGCCAACAGUGAACUGGCGUAAAAGGGAAGGCCUAAUGACCACAAACGCAUUCCCCCUGCUCAAUGGCUCCUUGCUGCUCCGCAAUGUUUCGCUCGACAAUUUCGGGACAUACUCCUGCCUGGCUUCCAACCCCCUCGGAAAGUCCGAGGCGUCUAGUCUCCUCCACGUCUCCGGACAAUCCCUGGGCAGCCCCGCGGAGCGGCCCGAUCUCUCCGCGAGCCGCAAGCGAGUGCUAAUGGCCUCCCGCAUCGGCACCAGUGUCACUGUGAGGCCCGGGGACAUCCUGCGUAUAGGCUGCCCCGUCGUUCCAAGCCACAGAGACACAGUGAAGUGGUCUUUCCAGAACCAGACUCUGAAAGAGGCCUCGGGCCUGCAGUACAGGAUGCUAGUCGGGGGACGGGUGCUGGAGGUGAACACGCUCUUUGGAAAGUUUGAUGGCAGCUACAGAUGCCAGACCUCCACAGGCUCCCAGCCCGUGUCUGCCUGGGUCCGCGUGAGCCUAGAAGAGUAUGAGUGGAUGCUGGGGGACUGGACGCCGUGCAGCUCCAGCUGCGGAAACCGAGGGACACAGUCCAGGAGGGUGCGCUGCAUCAGCCCUGCAGGAGAGGAAGUGUCCCCGUCCCUGUGUCACCACCUCCCCAGGCCGGCGAGCGGAUCUCAGCCCUGCAACGCCCAGGACUGCCCUGCCAGCUGGGUCACCACCGUGUGGUCCAAGUGCUCCACUUCCUGUGGGCGGGGCUCCAGGCAGAGGCAGGUGUCCUGUCAGCAGGUGAAGGCCACGGGCGCCGUGAGGGUCCUCCCGCUGUCCGCCUGCAGCAGGGAGUCGAGGCCGUCCGACAGGGAGGAGUGCCAGUCAGACACCUGCACGGGGUGGCAGGCCAGCCCCUGGGGACAGUGCUCUGGACGGUGCCUUGGCCCCGCCCUGACGGUGCAGAGCAGACCAGUGGUGUGCAGGCACCUGAACGGCUCCACCCUCCCGGAGUCUCACUGCGAUGAGAGGGACAGGCCCCUCUCCGUGCGGAACUGCUCCUCGGAGAUGUGCAAUGUGCACUGGAAGACGGGCCCCUGGCGGGCGUGCACGGCGGCCUGCGGCAGCGGCUUCCAGUCCCGCCGGGUGGAGUGCGUGCACAGGAGGAACAACAAGACCCUGGCGGACCAGCACUGCGCCUGGCAGCGCCGCCCCAUCACCUGGCAACACUGCAACGUUACCUCGUGCGGCAGCGAAUGCAAGGACACGACCCAUUACUGCACCGUGGUGAGAAGGCUGAGGCUCUGCCUCAUUGAUCUGUACAAGCAGAGAUGCUGUGAGUCCUGCCAGCAGGAGACACCGGCCAUCCAGUGAUUGGAAAGAAGAAAAACCACAACACGUGUUCAACGCGGGGACCUGAGUGCACCAGAGACAUAGCCCUACAUUAAAACCCUUAGCCUUCACCCUCUAAAAGAACAGACUGCUUCCUCAGACUCUGAGAUUUAUACUGGAAUAUGCUAUUGUUGCACCACUGCUGAACGAUACUGCUUGUUAAUGAGGAAUUUCUCCUGUAGAUAACGGCACAGAGCAUAUGCUUUUUCGACCUCCGGAGAUUUUGUGAACUGUUAAGAGGACUGAAAUGAAGAAGGAAAGCAGAGACACUGUCCUUUGUCGUGGACACUCGCGUGAUGCAGAGGAUGACCUACAGACGUGGACUGAAGGAGCCUUUCUCGACAUUAACCCAUCCAACGCUGUAACGCUGACUGCAGUACCGGCCGCAAUGCGCGUGUCCGGCCUUUACCGUUUUACACACUUCGGCAGCACUUAAUCGACGACUCGAUGAUUAUCGUAUGCCACGCGUUGCAUUCGUUUCGUUACCCGCGAUGACAUCAUGCUGCUUAUCUCUCAUACUGUUCCUUCUUCUUCUGACGCAAUGUUUUCUGUUUGCAAGAGGAGUAAGGUUUUGUAGCAUGUGAGAUCCUUCCUACCUUACAAAAAUACCACAAGCUUAAACCUGUUGAUGUGCUAUACGUGAAAAAUAUGGUCAGAAUACUUAAACAAGUGACUAUGCACCAAUGGCAUUGUUCAUCCCUUAUAAUGGUGUCCGGGGAGUAUAUAUAGUGCAGCCUCCCAAACAUGAUAAAUUGUGCAUUGUAGAUGACUUACAUAUCACACCUUUGCAACACCUUUCCAAAUUCUUAAGGUAGAUUACAGCUGUAACUGUGAAUCUUUUAAGCCUUUAAUCAAGACCAUUAUAAAUCUCUUACAGUGAAGAAAAUGUAUGAGGGAUUGAUAACAGACUUAAACUGGUGUACAUGUUAUAUGAGUGGAACAGUAGCCUGGUUAAAGGGGCUUAGUUUUAUGGAUGUGUGUCAAUCUGCAGCAACUGCCCAGAGUCCAGAAUGAAAGCCACUGAAAAAAUGCCUUUACAUUCUUUUGUAUUCACUGUAAAAGUGUGACAAAAUGAUCAGUUGUGUGCUCUUGAAGGCUUCUCUCAGUAGUGGUAAAUGGAUUGACUGUGUGUGUAGCAUAUACAUCUACAAAUGUAUUUUGUUAAGGAUUUAGAGAAAAGUACAGAGCCCUUUAUAUGACCAUUCACAUGUGUGAAGGCAUGAUAAGUAUUCAGUCAUUUUGGAGAAGCUGAUUAGUCUUGAAUUAAGGCUAAAUCAAAUAGCAAACAGUCACGUCCUAAUGUGUAAUUUAGCCUUACGUCACGGCUAAACAGAUAAAGCUUAAUGUUUAUACACAGCAGACUUUAUAUUGUACAGUACACGUCUGCUGUGGACAGUGGCAUAUGUCCGAGCGAGAGACCUGGGUCUUUUGUGCGGGGGAGACAACCCUGUCUGUAAGGGGUUGUGCCUUGUGGCUGCAAAGGCUGUAGGUUUGAUCACCAUUUGGACCACACCAGUAACUAUCUAAAUACAGAAUCAAAUGUAAAAACACUUAAACCAGGACUACAGGUAAUAGGAAUAUAAUUGGUUAUUUGACUUUGGAAAUGAAUGCUGCUUUUAUUUGAAUAACUUUCAACAGAAGGACAAGCAGUGUUCAGAACGGUACACAACCACGGCAUGGCCAUGCAUUGGAGCAUUUUGCUUCCUGAAUUCUGAUAAAGGGUCUCAUUUUUAAUGUUUUUUUUGUUUGUUUCAUAUUAAUGUAGUGCA
Molecule: messenger RNA, 7395 nt
Organism: Megalops cyprinoides (Indo-Pacific tarpon)
Lineage: Eukaryota; Metazoa; Chordata; Actinopteri; Elopiformes; Megalopidae
Gene: adamtsl3
Product: ADAMTS-like 3
Exons: 31
Coding region: 218-5608 (1796 amino acids)
Biological process (GO): extracellular matrix organization
Cellular component (GO): extracellular matrix
Molecular function (GO): metalloendopeptidase activity
Source: RefSeq, a predicted model, not a curated record